Molecule: messenger RNA, 236 nt
Organism: Cynara cardunculus var. scolymus (artichoke)
Lineage: Eukaryota; Viridiplantae; Streptophyta; Magnoliopsida; Asterales; Asteraceae
Product: 60S ribosomal protein L39-2-like
Exons: 2
Coding region: 13-147 (44 amino acids)
Biological process (GO): translation
Cellular component (GO): cytosolic large ribosomal subunit; ribosome
Molecular function (GO): structural constituent of ribosome
Source: RefSeq, a predicted model, not a curated record
CACAAGACGUUCAUGAUCAAGAAGAAGCUUGCUAAGAAGAUGAGUCAGAACAUGCCCAUUCCCAAUUGGAUUCGUAUGACGACUGGUAACAAAAUCAGGUACAAUGCCAAGCAUAGACACUGGCGUAGAACCAAGCUUGGAUUUUGAGGUGUUAUAUUUGCGGUUUGUCUUAUUCAACAGAGUUGAAAUUUUCUUAUUUUCAUUACUAGCUUAAAAAGAGAUGCACUUAAGUUUUA